Messenger RNA from Ictalurus punctatus (channel catfish), 3187 nucleotides. It is a transcript of the gene tmem165, whose product is annotated as transmembrane protein 165. The record is from RefSeq and is a predicted model, not a curated record. Bases 1143 to 1925 code for a protein of 260 amino acids. Gene Ontology annotation, biological process: Golgi calcium ion transport; manganese ion transmembrane transport; calcium ion transmembrane transport. Gene Ontology annotation, molecular function: manganese ion transmembrane transporter activity; calcium ion transmembrane transporter activity. The transcript is spliced from 6 exons. Gene Ontology annotation, cellular component: Golgi apparatus. NCBI's taxonomy places the organism in Eukaryota, Metazoa, Chordata, Actinopteri, Siluriformes, Ictaluridae.
AUUAGGCAUAUUAUAUUUAUUUAAUUAUGGGAGCCAUUAAAGAUUUCUUCUAUAGCUUAAUCCUCCACCCACAGAAACCCCUAAAAACCCUGUGGAUUCAAAAGUUUGUGUUAGCAGUACUUCCUUGUUCAUAUUAAAUAGUUCAAAGUUGAAAAGGUUCAACCUUUUUCCUGCGUAAAACAUUGAGAUUUGAAUGAAACCCAUUUUCAAGUGACCAGCCAUAACAUUAAAACCACUGAAUAACAUUUUGCACCUGUAAAGGGGUGGGAUAUAUUAGGCAGGAAGUGAACAGUCAGUUCUCGAAGUUGAUGUGUUGGAAGCAGGAAAACUGGGCAAGAGUAAGGAUCUGAGGGACUUUGACAAGGGUUAAAUUGUGAUGGCUGGACGACUGGGUUAGAACAUCUCCAAAACAGCAGGUCUUGUGGGGUGUUUUCAGUAUGCAGUGGUUUGUACCUACGGAAAGUGGUAAAAGGCAGAACAACCGGUGACUAGGUCUGGGGCUCUCAAGGCUCGUCGAUGAAGGUGGGGAUUGAAGGCUAACCCGUCUGGGCCGAUCCCAUAGAAGAGCUACUGUAGCACAAAUGGAGGACCAUGGAGCAAUGGAAGAAGGUGGCCUGGUCUGAAGAAUCAUGUUUUCUUUUAUAUCAUGUGGACAGUUGGGUGCAGGUGUGUGAAUUACCUGGGGAAGAGAUGGCACCAGGAUGCACUAUGGGAAGACGGCAAGCUGGCAGAGGCAGUGUGACGCUCUGGGUAAUGUUCUGCUGGGAAACCUGGGGUCCUGACAUUCAUGUGGUUGUUACUUUGACAUGUACCACCUACCUAAACAUUGUUGCAGACCGAGUACACUCCUUCAUGGUAACGGUAGUCCUUAAUUACAGUGUCCUCUUUCAGCAGCAUAAUGCUCCCUACUACACUGCAAAAAUUGUUCAGGACCGGUUUGAGGAACAUGACAAUGAGUUCAAGGUGUUGACUCGGCCUCCAAAUUCCCCAGAUCUCAAUCUGAUCGUGCGUCUGUGGGAUGUGCUGUACAACCAAGUCCGAUUCAUUGAGGCCCCACCUCACAACUUACAGGACUUAAAGGAUCUGCUGCUAACGUCUUGGUGCCAGAUACCACAGCACACCUUCAAGGUCUUGUGGAGUCCAUGCCUCCACAGAAAGUUCCGACUGGCCAACCUGCAGUUCCAGCCAUCAGUCCCAAUGAGCCUAGUAAAGGCAACCUGGGAUUUAUCCAUGCGUUUGUGGCAGCGAUUUCGGUCAUCAUCGUCUCCGAGCUGGGAGAUAAGACUUUCUUCAUUGCAGCCAUCAUGGCCAUGCGCUAUAACCGUCUCACUGUCUUAGCAGGGGCCAUGCUGGCUCUGGGUCUCAUGACCUGCCUGUCAGUCCUCUUUGGUUAUGCCACCACUAUUAUCCCACGGAUCUACACCUACUACAUCUCCACAGUGCUGUUUGCCAUCUUCGGCGUGAGGAUGUUGAGAGAGGGGCUGAAGAUGAGCGCUGACGAAGGCCAGGAGGAACUUGAAGAGGUUCAGGCUGAGAUUAAGAAGAAAGACGAGGAGCUUCAGCGUUAUAAACUGGCCAACGGGGCUCCUGAUGUAGAGGUGGGGACAGCGGGGGCCAUGUUGCCUCAGAGGAAGUGGCACAAUUGUAUCUCGCCCAUCUUCAUCCAGGCACUCUCACUCACUUUCCUCGCUGAGUGGGGUGACCGCUCUCAGCUCGCCACCAUCGUUCUGGCUGCACGGGAGGAUCCAUUUGGCGUGGCGGUGGGUGGAACUCUGGGACAUUGCCUCUGCACAGGCCUGGCUGUGGUUGGUGGAAGGAUGGUGGCUCAGAAAAUAUCAGUCAGGACUGUUACAAUCAUCGGCGGAAUCGUGUUUCUUGCUUUUGCUUUCUCUGCCCUCUUCAUCAAGCCGGAUACUGGAUUCUGAUAAGAGGACAUACUUUCUGGGCUCAGUCUGUAAAUACCAGCUCCGAUGUGCUGUAUUCACAAAGAUGGACUACGUAAAGGCCGCCAUUAAAGGGUGGUACGUGUGUGUGUGAAAGCAAAGUGUUACUGUUUAAGACCCUGUCACAGACCAUUGGAUUUUAUUGUGGUUAGGUUUUUUUUCUUCUCUUCUCACUUAAUUAUGCGAUGUGUGUCCUUUUAAUAGCGGUUUAAUUUCCUUUACUUCUAUCCCCUAUGAAUUCAUUGUAUCUUCUCUCAUACAGUUUUCUCUUCCCAUCACGCCCAUAAACCUACAGUCAGUGUGCAUGAGCUGGUCAGGCUGUUUGAAUGUUUGGAAUGCAAUGUGUGUGCAUUCAGUUCACAGCCUUACAGUGCAACUCUGUAAUAAGCACAACCAAGGAGCAAGUGCCCAGUUUUAGAGAAGUAAUUAUGUACAUCACUGUGUCCUUUCACUCAUGGGAUGAUGCCUGUUUGUAGUAAAAUGCAGUAAGUAGUCUUGCAAGCCCAACCGCUAAGCUCGCGUUAGAGAGCGUGCUACGUUUCGGCAAUAAACGCAGCCAAGAACCACCUACUUUUGUUGACUAAGUAAAACCAUCUAAUAAGGUUUAGACUGUAUUCCAUUAUUCUAUGUUGGUCUGUUUGAGUUUGUAUUCCUACUGGAACAAAAGCAGGGAAGUGUGGAAGUUGGUCAGCAUUCAUGAUCCUGAACGUUGUGGCCUGAAAAGUGUACAAAAGUGUCAGGUGCUUAUACUUUAGCACAAAUCUAAAGAGGCAGAGUGACUUUGUUUGGGGCCAGAAGGAAAAUGACUUUCAUUUAUGUCUGAAGAAUUUCUUUUAAUCAAUGUCAAUGAGUCCUGUACUUCAGCUGCAUCCCCCCCCUCCCAUAGCUAAGCUCUCUUAAGAGACCAGCAGAAUUUUUUUUUAAUAAAUAUAUAUAUAUUUGAUCAUUUAUUCAGUACUCCACUUCAAAGAAAAUUAACAGCUGGUCUAGGAAAAAUUAUUUUUAUUCAUCUUUAGAGCAUUGAUUUGUUUCACCCCCAUGUCAAAGUACUGUAGAACUUUCAGGGAAGACAUUGCUGGGUUUUGUACAGUUUAAGGUGACAUCUUUGUCAAUAUUUGACUGGAUUUAUUCAUCUGUGAAGGGCAAGUAAAUUCACUAUUCAUUGUGCAGAGGAGUUGACUGUAAAAAUUCCUGUAAAUAAUAAAUUAAACUAUAAGUAUGGCUUUUUAUGCCUGUAGCUCGUG